UGGAAUAGUGUUGCAUUGAGCAAGCGAAAUCAGCACUGUGUACCAGAAAGUGUGGAGCCACUAAUUGGACUGAAUUUCAGUGGCAACAAAAGACCUGGCUAGAAAAUUCCAGCCCUGGUUUUACAGGGCCUGCUUUGUUGCUGCAGUGUUUGUUCUCUACUGCUGUGUUAACAGUUAUCUUUUCGGUAGUGGCCUCUCCCCACCCUUCCACACAGUGCAUGAAAGGUUCCUCAGCACAAACCCGUCCAGAGCCUCUGUGGCACAGUGAAGGCAAUGCCCCGUUCUGCAUAGGACACCAUCCAGACGCCAGGACUGACCCAGCAGCUGCCUCGCAACCAUGUUCCCACACAGCUUUGAUUACAACCAGCCGAUGAGAAAACGUUGAGAGGAAGGAGACAUGAUGGGACAGCUCCCGGAGGAUGUGGAGGGUUGCUUCACCACAGAGGAACUGGAAUGCAAGAUCUGCUACUGUGCAUACAGCCUGUCAAGUCGACGGCCCAAGGUCCUCGAGUGCUGCCAUUGUCUGUGUGCCAAGUGCCUUGCAAAAAUCCUCGAUUUAGGCGAAUCCUCUCCCAACGCAGUGGUCUGUCCAUUCUGCCGCUACAUCACGGACCUUCCCAGAGAAGCUGUGGAUAGUCUACCAGACGAGUAUAACCUGGUGUCAGCGCUGCUAUCCGUCCAGGCACGGAAACAUCCGCACCCGAAUGAAACCCAAGGCGAGAUUCUUCUCAGUCCCAGAUGCCUCAACUCCCUGGUGGGACACUCUGCUUCAGCUUCCCCCACCUCGAUUCGUUCCAAUUACGUGGUGAUCACCAUUAUGGAGCCUCGGCAGGAGUCUGCUAUUCCAGCUCCGGGGAGGGAUUACCGCUCUUCUAGCCUGGACUCAAUGGCCUCCGUUACCAAUAGAUGGACAGUGUGGAACUGUGCGGCCCUGUUGUGCCAGACCUCAGCGCGUGUCCUGGUCUGGUUGCUGGGGCUGCUGUACUUCAGCUCGCUGCCUCUAGGUGUCUACCUGCUUAUCAUGCAGCAUACCACAACAGGGGUGUUGAUGGUCAGUCUGGUACCUGUCAGUCUUCUCAUUGUUAUGGUGUACGGUCUUUGCCAAUGCCUGUGUCGUGAGUUUUGGGAAUGUGUGCCACCAUAAUGACCAAAGCAAUAAGUGUAACUGUUAUAUUUGAAGAUUGGAUGUGCUAAUGGUCCUGUCGGUUUUUGGAAACUGAAUUCUCCUGCUCAUGGAUAAACAAUUUAGGCUACAGUGAACUGAAAAUACAAACAAUAAAAGUCCACAGAUUUAAUUUAGCAUCAUAGAAAUCAAAGUAAUAUUACAAUACUUAAAACUGGUAUGCACACCAACAAUAUAUUCACCAUAUAUGAUAUAUCUGUAUAUGAUUGUUGAAUGUGCCUUUUCCUGGAGUGGCUGAAAUGGUCAGUUCAAUAACUCUAUAGGCUUAAUGAUGUACAUUUUCUUUGUAAAAAUA
Messenger RNA from Rhinichthys klamathensis goyatoka, 1478 nucleotides. RefSeq names its product ring finger protein 182 (gene rnf182). Lineage: Eukaryota; Metazoa; Chordata; Actinopteri; Cypriniformes; Leuciscidae. Bases 398 to 1144 code for a protein of 248 amino acids. The transcript has a single exon. The record is from RefSeq and is a predicted model, not a curated record.